UUUCGCUUGUUCUAUGUUGGCGGCAUUGAGCGUCCAUCUCAUUGAAGAGAAUUAGUAGUACUAUAAGUAGGCAGUAGUGUCAUGCUUAGCGAAGUGUGAGAGAACCGCGUGUGAGUGUGAUCUUGAUUAUAGUGCUUGAGACUCGUUGAGGCGCUGAGGCGGACGCCGGUCGUAUCACCUGGCGUGUGAGCGCGUGCGCGCGGCAGCGGUCACGCCGGAGCGCGGAGCGUCUGUCGGCUCACCUGCCACUGCACUAUCCCUUCCCCGUGCGGCUGGGCCACUGCUAUCGGUGAGUUCCUAGUUCUGCAAUCCCUGAUCCUUCCUGGUGAAGUUAGACUACUGAACGAGUGGUGCAGAGACGAUGCGCGCGGCGUGGAGCGGAGCGGCGGUGGCGGGGAGGCGCGCUGUUGCUGGCGCUGCUGCUGGCGGCGGCGGCGACGACGGCGGCGCGCCGAGCUCUACACGGCGCUGGUCGAGCUGGAGGAGCUGCUCGGACGGAGGCCGUGCUCAUGACGGAGCUCGAGGGCUACAUCGCCGCGCAGGAGGAGAAGCUGCGCGUCCUCAAAAGACACUAUUCAGAGUAUGCCAAAGAACAUGAUGAAGCCAGCCAAGAUGUCCAGGCAUAUUUGUCCAAUCCUAUAAAUGCUUACCUCUUAGUCAAACGACUGACAACAGACUGGAAGUCAGUUGAAUCGCAAAUGGUCAAAGAUGUAGGAGAAGGUUUUAUUGAAAACAUAACAAAUUACCGCUCUGUCUUGAAAUUUCCCACUGAUGAAGAUCUCAAUGGUGCUGCAGUGGCUCUCAUGAGAUUGCAGGAUACUUAUAAAUUAGACACAGCCUCAGUGGCUAGAGGUGAACUGAAUGGUAUUCAAUAUAGCACAGAGUUAUCAGCUGGAGAUUGCUUUGAACUUGGAAGGCAGUCCUACAACAAUGGUGAUUUUUAUCACACAGUGUUAUGGAUGCAAGAAGCCCUUCAGCGAUAUGAAGAAGAAUAUAACAAGACUACUACAAAAUCAGACAUAUUAGAAUAUUUGGCCUUUUCCACUUACAUGCAAGGAAAUGUAAGAACUGCACUUAAGCUUACAGAUGAACUUCUACAGAUUGUUCCAACUCAUCAGCGUGCAUUGGGCAAUAGAGAUUACUAUUUAAAAGAUUUGGAAUCCAGAGAUGAUCGCAAGAAAGGAGAAGAUGGUUAUGGAAGUUUACCUGCUGAUGAUGCAAAAGUUGUCAUGGAAAAGAAACCAAAAACUGAUGAUCUUCCUGAAAGAGAGCUUUAUGAAAUGCUCUGCAGAAAUGAAAUAACAGUUCCUGUUGAUAUUCAAUCACAACUCAAAUGUCGAUACACAGACUUGGGUUCACCAUUCUUAAAAUUGGCUCGUGUAAAGGAAGAAGAAGCAUAUCUGAAACCUCGAAUUGUUAUAUUUCAUGAUAUUAUUUAUGAUCCUGAAAUAGAAACCAUUAAGAGACUAGCUCAGCCUAGGUUCAGAAGAGCUACAGUACAAAAUUCUGAAACUGGGGAACUCGAAGUAGCACACUACCGUAUCAGUAAGUCUGCUUGGUUGAGUGAUGAAGAUCAUAAGCACAUUCACAGUGUGAACAGGAGAGUUGAAGAUUUGACUGGCCUUACUAUGGAAACUGCAGAGCAACUUCAAGUUGUGAAUUACGGAAUUGGAGGACAUUAUGAACCACAUUAUGAUUUUGCAAGAAAAGAAGAACAUAAUGCAUUCAAGAAACUUGGUACGGGUAAUCGCAUAGCAACUGUGCUGUUUUAUAUGAGUGAUGUUCCCCAAGGAGGUGGCACAGUGUUUCCAUCUAUUAAAGUUGCCUUAUGGCCUAAAAAAGGUUCUGCAGCUUUCUGGUACAAUCUGUACAAGAAUGGGGAAGGGGAUUUCAAAACUAGACAUGCAGCAUGCCCAGUACUUGCAGGAUCUAAAUGGGUAUCAAAUAAAUGGAUACAUGAAGUUGGACAAGAAUUCAGAAGACCUUGUGCUCUUACAAAUGACUGAUAAUUUAAAAUGGUGUGUUUUAGAUAAGGACUGAAUGUUCUGAAAGUAUGCAUGUGAUUUACAUACUUAAAAGGUAAAUCUGAGUGAAAAGAAAUUAAGAGAGCAAGUUAAUUUUAUUGGACUGUGCCAUAAUGCAUUGCUCUGAAAUAUCUAGUGAUCAAUUGAAUCUCCUGGAUGUGAAUCUCGUCAAAGCAAAAUAGUCGCAACAUAAACAGGAAUGUUCAAAAGCACUUGAGAACUGAUUGUGUAAAAAACUGCUUGCAACCAAAUAUGGAAAUAUGUAGCACUGAAAACAAAAGUAGACUGUAUUAUUGAUGUAUUGGAGGUGGAAUAUGUGUGCAAAAUUUGUUUUCUAUAAUUAUUGUGGUACUAAACUGUUAUGCAAUGUUACAGAGGCCUACUUUAGAAUAUAACUAACUGAAAUCUUUUUUUACUGCUGGAAUUCAGUUUAAUUUGAUCAGUUUUCAGUGUAAGAUUUUUGUAACUAGUGAUGCAUUGGAUGUGUCUUCCAGACGCAAACAUCAUAUUAUGAAAUAUUGACAGUCAGGUUCAGAUUUUAAUAUAUUUUACACAAAAUGUAUUGAAUUUGUAAUUUUGCCUUCAACAUUUUAUUUUGAAAUGUUUUCUAUGCAACUUUUUAAUUCUAUAUCACUUAGAAAAUACUAUUCUGUAUUGAAUCCAUAAGCAGGAUACUUUAUUUACCACCUUACCUACUUAUAGGCAUUAUUGUCUUGUCAUUUGUAUUGAAUUUGUCACUUUGAUUUUAACCCAACAACAAAUACAUAGUAUUUUUGAUUCAUACCUCACAUGCCACAGAGUAUUGUUAAGUGACAACCCAUACAUAUUAUUGUCUAUGAAUUCAAAGCUUUAAAAAUAAAAAGAUGAAAAUAAUUGAGGCAUCUUCUUUUUUUUAUUAAUUUUUUACAACGAUCUCAUCCUUAUACCC
This is a messenger RNA of Gryllus bimaculatus (two-spotted cricket), 2952 nucleotides long. NCBI's taxonomy places the organism in Eukaryota, Metazoa, Arthropoda, Insecta, Orthoptera, Gryllidae. The record is from the annotation of a GenBank genome assembly.